Molecule: messenger RNA, 4252 nt
Organism: Hypoxylon fragiforme
Lineage: Eukaryota; Fungi; Ascomycota; Sordariomycetes; Xylariales; Hypoxylaceae
Product: putative SMC2 protein
Exons: 5
Coding region: 187-3711 (1174 amino acids)
Biological process (GO): chromosome organization
Cellular component (GO): chromosome
Molecular function (GO): ATP hydrolysis activity; ATP binding; protein binding
Source: RefSeq, a predicted model, not a curated record
GUUUAGUUUGUUUUUGUUGAUGUCAAUCGCGUCGGCAACGAAUUUCCAUUUUAUGCCUUAAAUGUUUGACGGCUUAUUCAAAUGUACCAAAUGCCAAAACACUGAAGCUCAUCAUCCAUGUCUACAACCUAAGAGAAUCUACACAACACUGAUAACUUAUAUGUGGCCCCGACCGUAUUCGCCAACAUGAGGGUUACGGAGGUGAUUAUAGAUGGCUUCAAAUCCUACCAAUCCCGAACGGUCAUCUCAGGAUGGGACGAGAGCUUCAACUCUAUUACCGGCUUGAACGGUAGUGGCAAGUCCAACAUUCUAGAUGCCAUUUGCUUCGUUUUAGGUAUCACGAACAUGUCGACGGUCCGAGCCCAGAACUUGCAGGAUCUCAUCUACAAGCGCGGCCAAGCAGGUGUCACAAAAGCGAGUGUCACCAUCGUAUUCGACAACAGAGACAAGCAGAAGUCCCCGAUAGGAUUUGAAGAGUAUGCGACAAUUAGCGUUACCAGACAGAUCGUCCUGGGAGGAACCUCCAAGUAUCUGAUUAAUGGACACCGAGCCCAACAACAAACUGUCCAGAACCUCUUCCAAUCUGUACAGCUUAAUAUCAACAACCCCAACUUUCUAAUUAUGCAGGGUCGAAUCACCAAGGUCUUGAAUAUGAAGGCGGUCGAAAUAUUAGCCAUGAUUGAAGAAGCAGCUGGCACAAGGAUGUUCGAGGACCGGAGGGACAAGGCCCUGAAAACGAUGGCUAAGAAGGAAAUGAAGUUGCAAGAGAUUACUGAGCUUCUGCGUGACGAAAUUGAGCCCAAGCUCGAGAAGUUACGAACGGAGAAAAGGGCCUUCCUCGAUUUCCAGCAGACACAGAAUGACCUAGAGCGCUUAACGAGAGUGGUAGUUGCGCAUGACUACGUAAGAUUCCAAAAAAACCUAGAACAGUCUGCGACAGACCUCGAAAACAAGCAACAGCGACAAGCAGCCCUCGAAGAAUCUGCUGCUAGACUGAAGAGUGAGAUAUCCCAUCUCGAGGAAGAUCUCAAGAGAGUAAAAGCGCAGAGGGAUAAAGAACUCAGAAAGGGGGGGAAAGCCCAGGCCUUGGAGGACGACGUCAAGAAGCAUUCCAACGAGCUUGUUCGUCUAGCCACCGUGAUGGACUUGAAGAAGUCGAGUAAAGCUGAGGAAGAGGAGAGAAAGACGGCGGUACAGAAGAAUGUUGCUGAAUUGGAGGCGACAUUAAAAGAGAAGACGAAAGCCUAUGAAAAAACCAAGGCUAAAUACGAUGCAGCAAAGGAGGCGAAUGAGAAGCAGAGUCAAGAGGCCGAGUCAAAGGAGGAGUUGCUUCAGACAUUACAAACCGGUGUCGCAUCCAAGGAAGGGCAAGAGAGCGGUUAUCAGGGUCAGUUGCAAGACGCGAGGAACCGCGUAGCCGCUGCUGCCACUGAACAAGAACAGGCGAAGAUCAAGAUUGCCCAUCUUGAGAAGCGAAUCAAGGAGGAAGAGCCCCGAGCCAAGAAAGCCAAGGAGCAGAACGCAGGACUUUUGAAAGAAUUGGAGGGCCUUAAAGCUCAAUCGCAAAAGCUAGAAGCUCAGCUCGGGAAGCUUGGUUUUGAGCCGGGGCAAGAAGAGGAAUUAUAUAAGCAGGAAUCGACUCUACAGCAGACUAUCAGGAACUUGCGCCAAGAGGCAGAUGUCUUAAAGCGCAAGGUUGCCAAUAUCGACUUCUACUACGCUGAUCCAACCCCUGAUUUCGAUCACUCAAAAGUUAAAGGCCUGGUUGCGCAACUCUUUACUCUUGACAAGGAGCAUACCAGAGCCGGUACUGCUUUGGAGAUAUGUGCUGGUGGCCGCCUCUACAAUGUUGUUGUGGAUAACCAAACGACGGGCACGCAAUUAUUACAGGGUGGCAAGCUACGCAAAAGAGUCACCUUUAUUCCGUUGAACAAAAUUGUAACAUCUAAACCCCCGGCGCAAGCAUUCGCCCCAGGUAAGGCUGACCUAGCUUUGUCGCUCGUAGGGUAUGACGAUGAGGUAUCUGCAGCUAUGGAGUUCAUCUUCGGUAAUACUUUAAUAUGCCAGGAUAUCGACACUGCGAAGAAGAUGGCCUUCGACCCGAAUGUGCGAAUGCGAAGCAUCACUCUCGAAGGGGAUACCUAUGAUCCAUCGGGUACGCUAUCAGGUGGAAGCGCGCCAAAAUCCAGCGGCGUGCUAGUUACGUUGCAGAAGCUAAACGAGAUCAACCGCCAGCUCAGGGAGGCUGAGGGUUCCCAAAAGGACCUUCAGUCUAAAAUCUCGCGAGAGAAAUCUAAACUCGACCAGGCUCGUAAGAUUAAGCAGGACCUUGAUCUCAAGGUGCAUGAAAUCAAGCUUGCCGAGGAGCAGAUCAGUGGCAAUUCUUCCUCAUCGAUUAUUCAGGAGGUUGAGAAUAUGAAGGAGACUAUCGUACAGCUCAAGAAUAAUAGUGCUGAGGCAAAGAGAAGACAAGCUGAAGCUACUGCGGAUGUCAAGAGGAUAGAAAAGGACAUGAAGGAUUUCGAAAAUAACAAGGACUCAAAGCUUGUGGAGCUCCAGGCUUCCUUGGAUAAAUUGCGAGAUACGUUAGCGAAGAACUCGAGUGCCGUCAAGUCCUUACAGAAGGAACUCCAGAGUGCUCAGCUAGAUUCGGAACAGGUCUCCGGUGAUCUUGCUUCCGCAAGAGAACAGCUACAGGAGGUCGAAUUAGCCAUCAAAUCACAGCAACAGGAGAUCGAAGAGGUUAUCAAGAAACAAUCAGAGCUACAGGAAACCCACGAUCUUGCGCAAGCUGAGCUUGACGAUGAAAGGGCUAAAUUAACAGGCUUCGAUGAUGAGCUUCGCGCUCUGGAAGACGCUAUUCGGUCAAAGAAUGCUCGGAUUACCGAAGAAAGCCUCGAAAAGCAGAAGCUUGGUCAUACGGUCGACAAAUUCCACAAAGAGCAACAACACGCUGUACAGAGCGUCGCGAAUAUGGAGAAGGAAUAUGAUUGGAUUGCUGACGAAAAGGAAAAUUUCGGCCGCACUGGAACGCCAUACGAUUUCAAGGGCCAGAACAUCACAGAGUGUAAGGCGACGCUCAAGACGCUCACCGAUCGGUUCCAGGGCAUGAAGAAAAAGAUCAACCCCAAGGUCAUGAACAUGAUCGAUAGUGUCGAGAAGAAGGAGGUGUCGCUCAAACACAUGAUGAAGACUGUCAUCCGCGACAAGCGCAAGAUCGAGGAGACCAUUGUUAGUCUCGACGAUUACAAGAAAAAGGCCCUUUUGCAGACUUGGGAGAAGGUCAACGGUGACUUUGGUCAGAUAUUCUCCGAAUUGUUGCCUGGUGGCAGCUUCGCCAAGUUGGAUCCACCCGAGAACAAGACCAUCAACGAAGGACUAGAGGUCAAGGUCUGCCUAGGCAAAGUGUGGAAGCAAAGCUUGACAGAGUUGAGUGGUGGCCAGCGGUCACUCGUGGCGCUCUCGCUCAUCAUGGCGCUCCUCCAGUUCAAACCAGCACCCAUGUACAUUCUAGACGAGGUCGACGCGGCAUUAGAUUUAUCGCACACGCAAAACAUUGGCCGCCUCAUCAAGACGCGAUUCAAGGGCUCCCAAUUCAUUGUCGUCUCCCUCAAGGACGGCAUGUUCCAGAACGCCAACCGCAUUUUCAGGACCCGCUUCAGCGAGGGCACCAGCAUGGUCCAGGCUCUCACCCCAGCAGACUUCAAGUAAUCCUAUAUAUAAAAUAAAAAAAAGCGCAUCCCCUUCCUUCCUUCUUCAUUCGCGUUUAUGUUACGCGAGGGUUGGCGUGGGAGGAGUUCUGGUUUAUGAGGAGCGUUCUAAAGAAGAAGAAAAAAAGGACUUGCAUGGCCCGUAGACAUGAGAUCAAUGAGAUCAAUGAGAUGAAAGGGGCUAUUAAGGAAUUUUUGAGGCUCGAUGGAUGACGAUUGCAUGAUUGGUUGGUGAACUCUUGAGAGGGAGGGAGGGUUGGUAUAGGAAAUAGGGAUAGGGAUAGUGGUAGGGGUAGGAACGGAUUGAUGACUGACUGACUGACUGACAUCCAUUCAUGAACGCCUCUUGUAUGUAUGUACGUGUGCGUGUUUGUGUGUCUGGUGAAUACCUAUUAUACCUACCUAGUACAUAGGCGUAUUACCAUGCUAUAGACGACAAGGCAGGCAGGAGUAUGCUGCUCGUUUGAAGACAAGACAACCUUUUUGAGAAGCACGAUAUGAUAACGACCUUGCUAACCUCUAAUUACUAUCUAUUAUUCCAG